AUGUGUGGUUCUGGGAAGAGUUAGAGGACUGGUGAGGAAAGACAGCAGGGACAGAAGGAAAGUGACAGGGAGAGAGAUAGCUAGCUAGAUUUUUUUGUUCUAUAUUCUUAAACAUUUUCACUCACUUUUCUAAAUUAGACACUGAAGGAUUUUGAUGAUCAGUUACUAGACCUAGGUACCUCUGCCGGACGGGAUCAGUUUGACAUGUCGCUGAUACUGACUGUGUUAGACAAGCUGACGUACUUCCUGUCUUUAAUUGCGUUUUGCGUCAGUGUAUCUUAUGGCUGGUUGAAAUGAGACUAGAUCAUUCCUUUAAUCUUAAUUUGGGCCUGAGAAUGAUAUGGUGUCAUCGUUUUCAAUGGACUAUUGCUUUUUUCUGAGUUCAGUCCAUUCUUUAAAGAUGUUUUCCAGUGUGAGUUAAUUAGGAUGCUUUGAUCCACAUACGUUGGAUAUCUAUCACCUCUGUUUGUGACCGGAGACAGUGAGCCAGACACCUGUGAGAGAUCAACACCAUGUCACUACAGCGGAUGCUGAAGCUGCACUAUGUGCUUGUGCUGGUGCUGUGUGUGUCAGCCAGCGAAGACUUCGACUGGACCAAGAAUGAACGCGGAUCAUUCUACUAUGGCACUUUCCCAACUGGGUUUUCCUGGGGGGCUGGGGGCUCUGCGUACCAGACAGAAGGAGCCUGGGACAAGGAUGGCAAGGGGAUGAGCAUCUGGGACGUGUUCGCCCACAAGAAGGGAAAGAUCUUCCUCAACGACACCGCAGACCACUCCUGCGAAGGAUACUACAAAUUCAAGGAUGACAUCACCUUGAUGAAGGACAUGAAGUUUAACCACUAUCGUUUCUCCAUCUCCUGGCCAAGGAUAUUUCCCAACGGAAUCAAAGCUGAUCACAUCAAUGAGAAGGGAAUUAAAUACUAUGAUGACCUGAUCAACAUGCUCCUGGACAAUAACAUCACACCAAUAGUCACCCUGUACCACUGGGAUCUGCCACAGGUCUUACAGGAGAAGUACGGUGGAUGGCAGAACGUCAGCAUGGUGAACUAUUUCAACGACUUUGCCAACUUAUGCUUUGAGCGGUUUGGUGACAGAGUCAAAUACUGGAUCACCUUCAACAACCCAUGGUCUAGUGCUGUGGAGGGCUAUGAAACUGGAGAACAUGCACCUGGACUGAAGCUGAGGGGCACUGGGGCCUACAAAGCUGCCCACCACAUUAUCAAGGCACAUGCUAAGGUUUGGCACACCUAUGACACUCAAUGGAGAAGCAAACAGAAAGGCUUGGUUGGGAUCUCGUUGUUGGCAGACUGGGGGGAGCCAGUGGACAUCACCAACCAGAGAGACAUCGAGGCAGCAGAGAGAUAUGUCCAGUUCUACAUGGGCUGGUUCGCUACACCCAUCUUCAACGGGGACUACCCUCAGGUCAUGAAAGACUACAUAGGUAGGAAGAGUGCCCAGCAGGGUCUAGGAACCUCCCGUCUCCCUGUCUUCUCUUCCCAGGAGAAGAGUUACAUCAAGGGCACCUGUGACUUCCUGGGUAUUGGCCACUUCACCACGCGCUAUAUCACCCAAAAGAACUACCCGUCUGGCCGCGGGAACAGCUACUUCACCGACCGUGACCUGGUGGAGCUGGUGGACCCUCGCUGGCCCGACCCCGGCUCUGAGUGGCUCUACUCUGUCCCCUGGGGAUUCAGACGCCUGCUUAACUUCGUCAAGACCCAGUAUGGGAACCCCAUGAUCUACGUGACAGAGAAUGGGGUGUCAGAGAAGGUGCAGAGGUGCACAGACCUGUGUGAUGAUUGGAGGAUGCAAUACUUCAAAGAUUACAUCAAUGAGAUGCUCAAGGCCCUUAAGGACGGAGUGAACGUGAAGGGUUACACAGCCUGGUCACUGCUGGACAAGUUUGAGUGGGACGAAGGCUUCUCUGAGAGGUUUGGCCUGUUCUACGUGGACUUCCUCAACAAGAAUAAACCACGUUACCCAAAAGCCUCUGUUCAGUACUACAAACGCAUCAUCAGCUCCAAUGGAUUCCCCAACCAGAGAGAGGUGGAGAGCUGGAAAAGGAAAGCAACAGAGACGUGCUCCUCCAGUAACCAGCUGCUAGCUGCAGAUCCGUUGACCAGCCACAUGGAGAUGGUAACAGAGAUCGUGGUUCCUACAGUCUGUACUCUCUGCAUUCUCCUGGCUGCUGUCUUCCUCAUGUUCCUGCUGCGUGGACGCUUCUAGAACACUGCUGUCUUCCUCAUGUUCCUGCUGCGUGGACGCUUCUAGAACACUGCUGUCUUCCUCAUGUUCCUGCUGCGUGGACGCUUCUAGAACACUGCUGUCUUCCUCAUGUUCCUGCUGCGUGGACGCUUCUAGAACACUGCUGUCUUCCUCAUGUUCCUGCUGCGUGGACGCUUCUAGAACACUGCUGUCUUCCUCAUGUUCCUGCUACGUGGACGCUUCUAGAACACUGCUGUCUUCCUCAUGUUCCUGCUGCGUGGACGCUUCUAGAACACUGCUGUCUUCCUCAUGUUCCUGCUGCGUGGACGCUUCUAGAACACUGCUGUCUUCCUCAUGUUCCUGCUGCGUGGACGCUUCUAGAACACUGCUGUCUUCCUCAUGUUCCUGCUGCGUGGACGCUUCUAGAACACUGCUGUCUUCCUCAUGUUCCUGCUGCGUGGACGCUUCUAGAACACUGCUGUCUUCCUCAUGUUCCUGCUGCGUGGACGCUUCUAGAACACUGCUGUCUUCCUCAUGUUCCUGCUGCGUGGACAAUGAUAGCUGUAUUUUUUAUUACACACAGUUCAUCUCUUUUAUAUACAUAUUGCAACAGAUACAAACCUGGACACCGGACACAUUUUAAAAUGGAACGAUAGCUAUUCCAUGUUAAUAAAGUGUUAACAUACAUUAUUAUCUGUAUCUUGAAAAUCUAAUUAAAUUGCAAUAAAGAUUGUACAACCUGUUUGGAAA
Messenger RNA from Salmo salar (Atlantic salmon), 2954 nucleotides. Its product is annotated as lactase-like protein. Gene Ontology annotation, biological process: carbohydrate metabolic process. The record is from RefSeq and is a predicted model, not a curated record. Gene Ontology annotation, molecular function: hydrolase activity, hydrolyzing O-glycosyl compounds. Lineage: Eukaryota; Metazoa; Chordata; Actinopteri; Salmoniformes; Salmonidae.